GAUUUGACGAAAUAAUAUUCCUAAUGGCUAAUAGUAUACCAUUAAUUAUAUCUCUCUAAAAACAUGUCUUCCACGUUGCUAAUCUGUUCGGGAAGAAAAAACGGACAAAAAAAAAGGUUCACAUCAUUCUGUCGUAAAUGGAUUGAUUCAACAACAAGGGUCCCUUGUCUCUCUGUUUAUGUUAUUUAGUCUUAAAACAUGCACCAAAAAAAGUCCUCCACUUUUUUUUAAAUCUUCCGUAUUCUCUGUUAUGCUAGUACCACAACCCUUUACUUUGCCAUUCUUUCAAGCUAAAAAGUAGAAGUUUUUUUUUUUUUUUUUCUGCCAUUGGAUUCUUAGAAAUAUAAAGGAGAAGGGUCAAGUUCCAAUCUGGAAACGAUUGAAGUUGAGCCCUUUGCUUGGCAUUAUCAAACUCUUUCUUCUUUUCAUUUAUUUUCUAGCAUUGGGUUCCUUAGAAUUAUCAAUUAAAGGGGUAUAGUUGGAAUCUUGGGAGGGAUUGAAGUGAAUUUUCUUUGCAUUGUCUUCUAAGCUGGUAUUGGGUUCAUUAGAAUUUUUAAGGAAAAAGGGUAUAGUUGAAAUCUUGAGGAGGAUUGAAGUGUUUUGCAUGAUAAGAUGUCGAUACCAAAGGAGAUAGAGCAAGUGAUGAAGAUGAGAGGGGGAUCUGUGUUGGGUAAAAAGACCAUUCUCAAGAGCGACCAUUUCCCUGGUUGCCAAAACAAGCGCUUGUCUCCCCAGAUCGAUGGUGCUCCCAAUUACCGUCAGGCAGAUUCAUUGCGUGUUCAUGGUGUUGCCAUUCCAACAAUUGUUGGAAUCCAAAAUGUCCUUAAUCAUAUUGGAGCUCAGAAAGAUGGGAAACAAGCACACGUUCUUUGGAUUAGUCUUCGAGAAGAACCGGUUGUAUACAUAAAUGGGCAUCCCUUUGUUUUGCGUGAUGUCGAAAGGCCCUUCUCCAAUCUUGAAUAUACGGGAAUCAAUAGGGAUAGAGUUGAGCAAAUGGAAGCUCGAUUAAAGGAAGAUAUUUUGAUGGAAGCUGCAAGAUAUGGAAAUAAGAUCCUUGUCACUGAUGAACUGCCAGAUGGUGAGAUGGUGGACCAGUGGGAACAAGUAUCCUGUAAUUCAGUGAAAACACCAUUAGAGGUAUAUGAGGAAUUGCAACUUGCUGGGUACCAUGUUGACUAUGAGCGUGUGCCUAUAACAGAUGAGAAGUCACCAAAGGAGCUAGAUUUUGAUAUUCUGGUUAAUAAAAUUUCUCAAGCUAACAUAAGCACUGAGGUUAUAUUUAAUUGUCAAAUGGGACGAGGAAGAACCACUACUGGCAUGGUUAUUGCAACUUUAGUUUAUCUCAACAGAAUCGGAGCUUCAGGCAUUCCAAGAACCAAUUCAAUUGGGAGAGUUUUCAACUCUGGUUCAAAUAUCACUAACAAUCUGCCCAAUUCUGAGGAGGCAAUUUGUAGAGGAGAAUAUACACUCAUAAGGAGCCUGAUUCGGGUCCUAGAGGGUGGUGUUGAAGGGAAACGACAAGUGGACAAGGUCAUUGACAAAUGUGCUUCUAUGCAGAACCUCAGAGAAGCAAUUGCCACUUAUCGCAAUAGCAUUCUCCGUCAACCAGAUGAGAUGAAGAGAGAAGCAUCACUUUCAUUUUUUGUGGAGUACUUGGAGAGAUAUUACUUUCUUAUAUGCUUUGCUGUAUAUAUUCAUUCAGAGAGGGCAGCUCUUCGUUCAAGUUCCUUUGAUCAUACCAGUUUUUCAGACUGGAUGAAAGCAAGGCCAGAGUUGUAUAGCAUUAUUCACAGGUUGCUUCGGAGAGAUCCUAUGGGUGCACUUGGAUAUGCAAGUCUGAACCCAUCUUUGACAAUGGUUGUUGAAUCUGCUGAUGGUCGCCCUCAUGAAGUGGGUGUAGUUGCUGCUCUGAGGAAUGGGGAGGUUCUCGGGAGCCAGACUGUCCUAAAAAGUGACCACUGUCCUGGUUGUCAAAAUGCAAGCUUACCAGAGAGAGUAGAGGGUGCUCCUAAUUUCAGAGAGGUCCCUGGGUUUCCAGUUUAUGGAGUUGCUAAUCCAACUAUUGAUGGAAUUCGAUCUGUCAUUCAAAGGAUUGGCAGCUCCAAAGGUGGUCGUCCAGUUUUUUGGCACAAUAUGCGGGAAGAACCUGUCAUCUACAUUAAUGGAAAGCCAUUUGUUCUCCGUGAGGUUGAGAGGCCCUAUAAAAACAUGUUGGAGUACACGGGAAUUGAUCGUGAGAGAGUGGAAAAAAUGGAAGCUCGACUGAAGGAAGACAUCCUGCGAGAAGCUAAACGCUAUGAGGGUGCUAUAAUGGUCAUUCAUGAGACAGAUGAUGGGCAAAUAUUUGAUGCUUGGGAGCAUGUCAACUCUGAUUCUGUACGAACUCCAUUAGAGGUUUUUAAAUGCUUAGAGGAUGAUGGUUUUCCUAUUAAAUAUGCACGUGUGCCCAUUACAGAUGGCAAAGCUCCCAAAAGUUCUGACUUUGAUACAGUGGCUAAAAACAUUGCUUCUGUUUCAGAGCGUACUGCUUUUGUAUUCAAUUGCCAGAUGGGAAGAGGGAGGACAACAACUGGUACUGUAAUAGCUUGCCUUGUGAAGCUUCGAAUUGAUAAUGGGAGACCAAUUAAAGUUCUGCUUGAUGAGAUGAGACAUGAACAUUCAGAUGGGAGCUCGUCAAGUGGUGAAGAAAGUAAAAGUGAUGCCUCUAGAUUGACCUCUAGCACUGUUAAAGUAAGAACUAAAAAUGAGCAUGGCCGUGCAUUUGGCAUUGAUGAUAUCCUACUGUUGUGGAAGAUAACAAGAUUAUUUGAUAAUGGAGUGGAGUGCCGUGAGGCCCUAGAUGCAAUCAUUGAUAGAUGUUCAGCACUACAGAACAUACGACAAGCAGUUCUUCAAUACAGGAAAGUAUUCAACCAACAGCAUGUUGAGCCAAGGGUGAGGAGAGUAGCACUGAACCGUGGAGCUGAGUACUUGGAGCGGUACUUUUGUUUAAUUGCCUUCGCUGCAUAUCUUGGAAGUGAAGCAUUUGAUGGGUUUUGUGGACAAGGAGAAUGCUUGAUGACAUUUGAGGAUUGGUUGCAUCAGAGACCAGAGAUCCUAGCAAUGAAAUCGAGUAUAAGAUUAAGGCCUGGGCGAUUUUUCACUGUUCCUGAGGAGUUGAGAGCAUCACUUGAAUCACAGCAUGGAGAUGCUGUCAUGGAGGCCAUUGUUAAGGCACGCAAUGGUUCUGUUUUAGGAAAAGGUUCUAUACUUAAAAUGUACUUCUUUCCUGGUCAGAGAACUUCCAGCCACAUCCAAAUUCGUGGUGCACCACAUGUGUUUAAGGUGGAUGGAUACCCUGUUUAUAGCAUGGCUACUCCAACAAUUAUUGGUGCUAAAGAGAUGCUGGCAUAUCUUGGUGCCAAGGUCAAUGCAGGAUUUUCUGGUCAGAAAGUGGUGGUAACUGAUCUGAGAGAAGAGGCAGUUGUGUACAUUAAUGGCACACCAUUUGUACUGAGAGAAUUAAAUAAACCUGUUGAAACCCUAAAGCAUGUUGGAAUUACUGGCCUUGUGGUGGAACAUAUGGAAGCACGGCUAAAGGAAGAUAUAUUGUCUGAGGUUAGACAGUCUGGUGGUCAAAUGCUUCUGCAUCGCGAAGAAUAUAACCCAUCAUCAAAUCAGUCCAGUGUUGUAGGGUACUGGGAAAAUAUCUUUGCUGAUGAUGUGAAGACACCUGCUGAAGUAUAUGCUACUCUAAAAGAUGAAGGGUAUAAUAUAGUAUAUAAGAGGAUACCAUUAACUAGAGAGAGGGAGGCUUUAGCUUCUGAUGUGGAUGAAAUCCAGAGCUGUAAAGAUGACUCCUCCGGGUGUUACCUUUAUGUAUCACAUACUGGGUUUGGCGGAGUUGCAUAUGGAAUGGCAAUUAUCUGCUGCAGACUUGAUGCAGAGGUGAACUAUGGGACAUCCAAUGUUACACAAUCAUUGGCUGAUGCUCAUCUACAUUCUCCACCUGAAGAAAGCAUGUCACUUCAGACUUCUGAAGAAGAAGCACGAAGGAUGGGUGAUUAUCGUGACAUACUAAGCCUUACAAGAGUUCUCAUAGAUGGUCCGAAAAGCAAAGCAGAUGUUGAUAUCAUUAUUGAAAGGUGUGCUGGUGCAGGGCAUUUACGAGAUGAUAUCCUUCAUUAUAGUAAGGAACUUGAGCAGGUUCCCCAUGAUGACGAUGAGCAUCAAGCAUACCUAAUGGAUAUGGGCAUCAAGGCUUUAAGGCGUUACUUUUUCCUCAUCACAUUCCGGUCUUACCUGUACUGCACAUCUCCAAAUGAGACAAAAUUCACAUCUUGGAUGGUUGCAAGACCUGAACUUGGCCAUCUCUGUAAUAACCUUAGAAUCGAUAAAUAAUUUUCCAUAUUAUAAUCCUCUUCAUAAUUGAAAGAGAAUGCAUGUACAGUACAGGUCCUAAUUCCUCUUAUUAUACUGCCCCAACCCAUUCAGUUCGAGUAGGGAGCAUAAAUUAUCAGGUACAAAUUCACAGGAUCAUAAGUUAAAGGCAACUCAAAAGACUAGGGUAUAAGUGUCCAAGUUGUAUGUUGCUGAGGUUCAAGGAGUAGAGUCAAUAUACCAUUUUUAUUCAAGGAAAAAGAAAAUACAGGAUGACAAUUGUAGAACAAAACUAAGUUAAAACCCAAACAGAAAACAUUGAAAUAUUUGUUACUGCAAGAGAAUUGUUUAUUGUUGAUCAGUUUGCUAUUAUAGAAUUGUACUAUUUGGCUUGUAAGGAUACAGUGUAUCUAAACAUCAAUUUAAAUAUAAGGUUCUUUUUUCUUUUCA
This is a messenger RNA of Gossypium arboreum, 4809 nucleotides long. RefSeq lists its product as uncharacterized. The record is from RefSeq and is a predicted model, not a curated record. Lineage: Eukaryota; Viridiplantae; Streptophyta; Magnoliopsida; Malvales; Malvaceae. The coding region runs from base 613 to 4380 and encodes 1255 amino acids. The transcript is spliced from 19 exons.